Molecule: messenger RNA, 1571 nt
Organism: Phoenix dactylifera (date palm)
Lineage: Eukaryota; Viridiplantae; Streptophyta; Magnoliopsida; Arecales; Arecaceae
Product: small multi-drug export protein
Cellular component (GO): chloroplast
Source: RefSeq, a predicted model, not a curated record
CCUCCCCCCUCUGGAGGAAAACCAGAAACCAUCUGCCCCUUAUUCUGAAUGCAACGUUGGAACUGCGGCGCGGUUUCCUUCCUUUCUCCCUCCAGCCUCGGCCGCUUCUCCCCUUCCAAAGCCUCUUGUCCUUAGUUUACUCCCUAAUCCAAUUAUUAUUUUACUUUUAUCAGUAGCAUCCAAUCCCCCAACCUGGAGGCAUAGAGAGCAGCACCCAAGGAACCAUAUAAGGACCCAGGUCUCCCAGUAGGCCGACUCCUUUCUCCCAUUCCCCUUCCCCCUCUCCUCCUCCCGGCCUCCACCCAACCGGAGGAGAAGCGUUUAUCGAGAAGAGUUCUCUUUUCUUCACUCUAUCCCUCUCUCCCAAUGGCUGCUGCUGCCAUUACUCCAUUGCCAUCACUGGCCACUAGAAGAGGAAGACCCUACUUCUCAUCGCUCCACUCGAGGGGGCGCUUUCCUUGUCUUCAAGCCCUGUCCAACCACUGCUCCUCCCCCUUAAAAAUCCCAUCUUGGAACAAAAAGGCUCCUAUCCGACUUUUUUCAUCUAAUGCUCUCUCCCCUGUCACAAGCCCACAACCAUCAUCAACAGCAUGGGCAAUGAAAACAGAGGUGGCCAAAGCAACGCUAGCUCUAAUCAGGAGGCUUCUCUUGGGUGCCUUGGUCUGGAUGGCGCUCACCUUUGUGUCCUACCUUGCUUGCGGAGCUUCGCUCGCCACUGCAAAAGCCGCCAGCGACUCUAUCAGAGCUUCUGGGCUUGGUUUUAAGGUCGCCACGGCGCUGAGAAUGUCUGGCUGGGCCGACGAGGCCAUCGUGUUUACCCUCGCCACACUUCCUAUUCUGGAGCUCCGUGGCGCCAUUCCCGUUGGCUACUGGAUGCAACUUGACCCUCUCCAUCUCACCAUCCUCUCCGUUCUUGGGAACAUGGUUCCGGUGCCAUUCAUCGUUCUCUACUUGAAAAAGUUCGCAUCUUUCCUCUCCCAGAAGAGUGCCUCGGCAACCCAAUUCCUGGACCUUCUGUUCAAGAGAGCCAAGGAGAAAGCCGGCCCCGUCGAGGAGUUUCAGUGGCUGGGUUUGAUGCUGUUUGUUGCGGUGCCAUUCCCUGGAACAGGGGCUUGGACUGGGGCAUUCAUCGCAGCCAUCCUCGAUAUGCCAUUCUGGUCUGCUGUCUCAGCCAAUUUCUUUGGGGUUGUUCUGGCUGGGCUGCUGGUAAAUUUGCUAGUGAACCUUGGCCUGAAGUAUGCCAUUAUAACUGGUUUGCUUCUUUUCUUUGUAUCGACAGUCAUGUGGAGUGUCUUACGAUUGUUUAAGAAGUCACUGAACUCAGAAUGACAUAGAUUGCAUACUUCAUUUAUAUGUUUAUAAUGGAGUUUAUGCGGCAUCCUUUGUUUUAGUUACCUGAUAGAAAUAAUUAUUGAUUCGAUGACAACGGUUUGUUUUGAUGCUUGUGAGCCUGGCAUUUGUCAGAAAUGGAGAAUUUGAAUCAUUAUCAGUAGUACAGAAAGGAAUAAUUCCUCAUGUAACAUAUAAGGAUUUUGAUUGUAGCACAGUUUGAAAGCUUUCUAUUGUUAUGU